AAUCAGCAGAAUGGGAGUGAAUGACUUGUGGCAGAUUUUGGAGCCUGCUAAGCAACACAUCCACUUACAGAAUCUCAGUGGGAAAACCAUCGCAGUUGAUCUGAGUCUCUGGGUGUGUGAGGCACAGUCUGUCAGAAAGAUGAUGGGAACUGUGAGGAAGCCUCACCUCAGGUGCAGUGAAAGCCCCGGGAACGUAACUGUUUUUGUCUGAGCUGGAUUUCUUGGGGGAGCUGAAAGGCUACUGAACAGCUCUAACUGUGAUGGCCGCAGCUGUGUUCUUCCUGCUCUUCGAGCUCCGGUCACAUAGCUGCUGCUGCCUCGCCUAUGCGCUCGGAUGCCUUGGUUACUCGGGCAGAAUGCGGAGGGCCUUUGGCUCACGUCUUGCCUCUCCUUCACUUCGAGUCAGUCGGAAGAUUUGUGGUUUUACUUUUAAGAUAGACUUUAUCUUCACAAACUUUUCAGCAUCUAGAAACACCACCUCGGUCUCUGCCGAUCUCGCCUCAUCAGUACUGCUGAGAUGGCUCCACUCGGUUUCCUUCCUUGCUAUUAGGCUUCCUCUUCAAAGCAUUUUCCUUACCGCAGUGACAACAGCCAUGACUCUCCCUGCAUUAAAGUGGUCAAUUCCCUCUGUGUUUAAAAUAAGUCUUAAUUUGAUAGAUGUUUAUCCCAUGUAGCUUUUUGGUACUUUAUCUGAUAUAACCUUUGUGUUAUACUGUGUUUUUGCUAUCGGUAAUGUUACAGUUAAUAUGUUACUGACUUAUGUAUUUCAGGAACUUAUUUUUUCGUAUCUCAUAUUUAAUGCAAAUGGAUAUCAAACUGGUGUUUGUUAUGGAAGGGGAACCACCAAAGCUGAAAGCUGAUGUCAUGAACAAGAGGAAUCAGAUUCGGUAUGGGCUUUCUGGAAAAACAUGGUCUCAGAAAUCAGGAAGAUCACAUUUUAAGUCAGUAUUAAGAGAGUUGGCCUUACUCCCUCCUAUCCCUACCAACUUUUGAAAUAUCAAAAGCACAAAUUGGUCGUUCUCCUACACUGCCUGCGCCCUACAGAUCGCCACCUAGGGUAGAAAAAGUUGCAGCCAGCCUCAUCACAACUUUUGUGCUCCUUCUUUGCGAAGAGUUUUAAUGAAAGAUGUCUCAAGAAGUUGAAAUAGCUUUGUCUGUUAUGAAGCACAUUUCUAAUCUAAGUUAAGGAGGAAGCACCUGCAGCAACACUGUCUCCCAGAUGUCAUGUGGCCAGAGCCCCGGAAAACAGCCUGAGAAAAAGCUUCCAAUAAAACUUCACAUCUUCAAACCCCUUGUUGGCCAGCAUCAUCUCUAAAAGAGUUUAUAUUGCUCUGACCGCCACGGGAGAAAAUGUGAUUGUAGUUUUGCACAUUGAGUCUUCAUUCUCAUUUGAAACUCUUUCUUGACUCUGCACUUAAUACCCUUGAACCAAACAGCAAUAAAGGUCUGUAAUUGACAUUAGAAACCUUCACUUGAGGAAAUUCUAAAUCAGUACCGAAGUACCCAAUCACCAGUAUUAAACACCUAUUAACUCUUGGCCACACCUUAUUCCCCUAUUGUUUCAAAGCAAAUCCAGCCAUAAUAUUGUGUAAUUCUCAGUAUUUAAGUGCUUCUCUAUAACGCAUGCCUUUUAGAAAGGAAACAUAACCAUAAUCUGAUUUUUAUUAUCAUACGUAAAAGGUUAGCAGUUGUUCCUCUGUGUCACCAAGAUUUGUGUUUUUUCAACAUAUUUUUGAAAAUAUCUGCAUAGCUACUAUUACAAUAUACUAUUAUUACUGCUUCUAAUGGAAACCACAUAGUGAAGGAAUCCGCACCUGCUUUUCUUCAGUGCCUUGAAAUGCUGGAGAGCUUGGGAAUACCCUGGGUGCAAGCAGCGGGGGAGGCCGAGGCCAUGUGUGCUCACCUCGACGCUGGUGGUCAGGUGGACGGCUGCCUGACUAACGAUGGGGACGCUUUCCUCUAUGGGGCCCAGACUGUUUACCGGAAUUUCACCAUGAACCCAAAGGACCCACACGUUGACUGCUACACAGCGUCAUCCAUCAAAAACAAGCUCGGCCUGGACAGAGAUGCUCUGGUUGCUCUCGCCGUACUUCUUGGAUGUGACUACCUGCCCAAGGGAGUUCCUGGAGUUGGAAGAGAGCAAGCACUGAAACUUAUACAGAGUUUGAAAGGGGAAAGUUUGCUUCAGAGAUUUGAUCAGUGGAAUGAAAUCUCACGUCACUCUAGUCUACAGCAACAAGUAGCUAAAAAACCAGCCCAUUGCUCUGUGUGUGCUCAUCCAGGUUCACCAAAGGAUCAUGAACGUCAUGGAUGCUGGCUGUGCAGAAGUGAUAGAUACUGUGAACCACACGACUAUGAGUACCGCUGUCCUUGUGAAUGGCAUCAGAAGGAGCCGCCAAACGGAGUGGAGAGCAGUGUCAUGAGAAAGGCUUGCAGUUGUGAGGGAUUCCCAUUCCAUGAGGUUAUUCAAGAAUUCCUUUUGAACAAGGAUAAAUUAGUGGGGGUAAUCAGGUACCAAAGACCUGAUUUAUUAUUGUUUCAGAGAUUUGCUCUUGAAAAAAUGGAGUGGCCCAAUCCCUAUGCAUGUGAGAAAUUGUUGGUGCUUUUGAGCCACUAUGACAUGAUAGAAAGGAAACUUGGUAGAAGGAACUCUAAGCAGCUACAGCCAGUUCGAAUCGUUAAGCCCCGAAUUAGAAAUGGAGUUCAUUGCUUUGAAAUAGAAUGGGAAAUGCCUGAGCAUUUUGCUGUAGAACAUGGAGAACUGAUUGUAACAGUUGAAGUGGAGUCACUGUUUGAAGCAGCUUAUCCUGAGAUUGUUGCUAUUUAUCGAAAAGAAAAACUAGAAACUAAAGGGAAGAAGCCAAAAAAUAUGAAAAUUAAGCCUAACAAAGGCAGUUUCCCAAAAUCUCAUGAUGCAGUAACUCUUCAGUCCCUUGUGACUGUAAAACUCACACCUGAAAUCUUCCCUGCGCAGAACACUGGGUUAAGCUUUGAAAUGUCUGAUCCUGCUUUACCACGGGAAAAUGCUUCUGCCUCUUUAACUAGCUUGCUUCUACCUGAAGAUGCUCCCUGUCUGAAUAAGCACGAAAAGUUAAUGUCAUCUUCAAGACCUUUGCCUAAUCAGCAAAUGAAAGCUGCUCUGAGUCACUCUCUCGAAUCAGAAUCUGGUGAACCCAAUCCUUUGUCUCAUGAUUUAGCUGUGAUUACUGAUUUGUACCUGAGCUCCAUUGACUGGGAAGGGACUUCUUUCAGUAAUUAUCUGGCUAGUGAAGGGAAUGCUGGCUCUUGUGAUUUACAGUCAGAACUUGAAUCAGAGCUAUUAGUCACCCCUGGUGAUUUUGAAGAUAACCCAAAACAGUUGUCAUGUGAAUCAGGACAGUACACCACAAACAUUAAUAAAGCAUUGGGAGGGAAUCUUAAGAAGAUUAGUCCUGAAGAGCAUUUACUUUCUGGCAUUGGUGAUUUAUGUCUUCAGGAUUUGCCUUUAAAGGAACGCGUAUAUAUGAAAUCUUCGUAUCGAGAGGAUAAUGUACAAUCAAAUGUUGACCUGAAAAAUGUGUCCCUAAGCAAGGUAAAAGAAUCUGGUAUUACUAAUGGUAGGUCUGACUGUCCACCACAUCUGUCAAAGAGUCUUCCUGGAAUUCAUGUGCAAAAUGAACCCAGAAACCCUAAAGUUAUAAAAGAAGAUCAGCUGUCUCAAGGAAAUUGUAAAGUGAAUACUAUACUUUUUUGUGUCAAAAACCCAGUAGUGGAGACUUCCGGUAUGAGAACUGGGCCACAGAAUACUUCUUUAGACCGCAGUAGCAAAGCAGGUGUGCACACCACUCAGAAACUUGCCGAGAGUAGUAUUUGCUGUAGCAGACAUUCCCCCGACCAGCAGCUUGGGCCGGUGUCUGCCGAAGCAAAGUCCAUAGUGCACAACAGUAAACACAGUUCAUGGAAGCGUGACGCAGCCCAGUUCAAGAAAAGCGAUCACCAGACACAGAAGAACACUGCUGUCUGUGCAGAAGCUAAAUUGGGUGUCAGGUCUCACAGAACAACUGGAAAUGAAGAAAAGCAUUUCUUAGAUUCAGCAAAAAGUUCUCUGAGUUUUCUACAGUGUGAUGAGAAGGACGAUGACCCUGGUGCUUGUUUGAAUAGUCCUCUGCCUUUAUGCCAGAGAUUAAAACUAAGGUUCCAAAACAUAGGAAAUGAAAUUUAAAAUAUUUACGUACUGUCCUCAUUCUGUCAGCGUUAGCAGAGGGAAGGGAUCUAGUUAAUGCUUGGUAGAAAAAUUGAGAUGGUCGAAUGUGCCAUGCAAUAUCUUUGCCAUUUUAUCAAAGCUGUAAUUUUAAAAUGUUACCUAAAACUGGUUUUAAAAGAUGACCCCUCAUCACGAUAAUAUGUAUUUUUUUAAACAUUUUUAUCAUUUUUUAAAUACUCAUAUUGUUACAGUUUUUGAACUGAUGUGUUAUUUGACAGAGUAACUCUUUCAUUUUUCCCAUAAAGUGCUAAAAGCGCUCAUUUUAAAUGCGUUCUAGCUCCUUGCCCAGAGGGUUGUCUUAUCCUGCCUCCUGAAGGUCGAGUCUCUCCUUGUGAAGAUCAGCAUGCUCCCACUUCUGUUACUCCUACACCUUUGUAGGGGAAGAAGCACAAGGAGAGGACGGUCAGUGCGCACAGUGGAUCUCACAGUCAUAAUGACUAGGAAACUAAGGCAGGCGUGCUAGAGGUCCACUAGUAGAGCAAAUGGGGCACAGAUUUGGAAAACUAGAUGUAUGAGCAGAAGGAUUGGAGACAUCUAAUGAUACAGGGUGGUAAUGCUGUAGGAGUCAGUAUUUUGCCUUCUAUUUCCUUGCUUUUUCUGUUGGUUGGUUGGUUUUCCUAAGUACUGUUUUCUUUCCCUUUUGCUUUAAAAAUUAAUCUAUACAGUAUUGACCUUAGUAACUCCAGAUACUAAAUUUCACAUAGAUUUAGGCAGGCUUAGUGGCACGCACCUGUAAUCCCAGCACAAUGGCAGAAUAAUUGCGAGUUUAAGCCAAGCUUGGGAAAGUUAGUAAUACCCUAUCUCAAAAAAGCAAAAGGCUGUGGGUGUCAGGGAUGUGGAGAGCAAAGGCUCUGGGUUCAAGCCUCCCAUUUCCCCCAAAAUUUACUUAGUACUCAGAUACUCUACAGGGCAUCCAAAUUUGAGUAGAAACAGUAAAACUGUUUCUAUUCACAACUGCCAAAUCUUAUAUAUGGAAAAUCCUAAGGAAUCCAUUAGAAAUUAUUUUAAAGCUGGUUAAUCAUAACCUCUGUGAAUAUAAACAUGCCAUAAAUAUGAGAUAAGAUUAAUAAUAUCAACAAGAAUGAAAAUGGAGAAAGGGAAAUGAGAGGAAUAAAACAAAUUGUAUUAUAUCCGUGUACUCACUUUCCAGGAUGAUUUUAAACUGCCUUUUUUUUUUUUAAACUGCCUUUAAUGCAAGCAUGUACUAAAUAAAUAAAGUCAUCUUUAUUUCAGUGAAAAUCUUCGAGGUUGCAGGACACAAGAUCAGCAUACAAAAUUCAAUUUUAUUUCUAUACAGUGGACCCUUGGGAACGCAGCUCCUGCUGGCUCUUGUGACUCAGGCUGUCAGUUGAAGGCUCCAAUCCUACACAGCCUUCCAAGUCUCUCCUGUGCACAGGCAGAGCUCGAUGUCCUCACAGGGACACUAUCCAGGACUUCUCCAUCAAGCCCACACAGGAAAGGAGGCUGCAAGAUCCUCCCAGAACUCUUUUAAGAGUUAAAUCUGGGUCAGACCAUCUGGAAGCACAAACAGCGGCAUUUGGGUCAUAACUCAAAACUUUGGUCACAAGUUAAAUCCUGAUCGUAACCCAAGUUGUUCGUGUGUCAGGCUGAUUGUGACUUGAGGAUCCACUGUGUAUUCCAUAUAUGAUAACAAGUGAAAAUUGGGAAAACAACAGCACCGCAAAGAGGAAAGUUACUUCGAAAAGUUCAACAACAAUUUCAAAACUUACACUCUGAAAAGUAAAGUAUGAAAUAUUGAAAGAAAGCAAACACAUCCCACUGUCACAAGUCGUAAGACUUUAGGUGCCAGCAUUACUCAAAAUGAUCAGGUUCAGUGCAGUUCCAGCAGGAAAGCGGAUUCUGGCAUGACUACAGAAUAGCUGUACAAGUGUCACAAAAACAGAAAUUGGAGGACUCACCUUGAUUUCAAAACUCUAAAGUUAUAGUCAGACUGUUGUAUGGGAUAAAAAGACACAUAGGUCGGUGAGGUAGAGUCAAGGCUUGGGAGUGUGCCUUCAGGGUAGUCCCCAACUGAGUUUCAGCCCACAGCAGGAUAGCUCAGGGGGAAACAGCAGGCUUCCAGUCAGUGCUCGUGAAUUAUUGAAUGUUCACUGAGUUUAAUCUUUAACUUUUUUUUUGAUCUUUAACUUUUACUGCAUAAAACAGGAAAGCAAAGUGGGCAGAGACCUAAGCAUAAGAGCUAUCACUGUAAAACUCUUGGAAGAAAAUGUGGGCAUAAAUGUUUUUUAACUUUGGGUUACACAGCCAUUAUGUGUGACACCAGAAGUAUAGGCAGAAAAUUUAAACAUUGGCUUUGAUGAGUGAAAACUUGUGUUUCAAAGGGCAGCAUUAAGGAAGUCAAGAGUCAUAGAGUGGGAGAAAACAUUUGCAAGUCCUAAGUGUAAUAUAGGAUUUGUUUGUAGAAGGAUUUGUCGAAAGAGCUCAUAAUUUAGUAAUACAAGGAUAAGAUGUGAGCUAAGUAUUUGAGACUGAAGAUCGGUCAACAAGCACAUAAAGACAUUCUUAACAUUUAGCCGUCACUCAAAUGACAACUCAGGGAUACUGCUCACCACUUCACGACUAGCAGAAUGACUGCAGUUAAGAAAAAGAAUUGCGUGAAUUGAGGCUGUGGAUGAACUGAACCCCUCACAUUGGGUAGGAAUACAAAAGCUGAGCCAUUUUCAAAAAGGCUUGUGCUCCUCAGACGGUUGGUUACACAGAGUUACGGUUACACUGUCACAGCAUGACCUGUAAUUUUUUUCAAGAGAAAAAGCCAUAUGCUCACACAAAUCCAAAUGUUAUAAAGUGCAAAAAACAGUGCACUGACACCCAUGACACUUCAUCAUAGCCAAAAAGUAGAAACCACACAUUGUGCAAAAGGGAAAAUAUUAACAUUGAAUAUCAACACCAACUGUAUGCUAAGUGCUCAGCUAGCUGUUCAUGAAACUGACCUCAAUUCUGUGAGGACUAUACUGCUGUAGUCUGAGUACUGCAGGGAAAGUCCCAUUAAAUCAUUUUCCAGGGAUCUGAUGAUCAUGAUGUAUUUGCUCUGGACUAUGACAGUUUGGGACCAUUUCAGGAAAAUAUCAAUGUAGAAGUGUUCUUUUAUUUUUGUUUUUUGAGACAGUCUCACUAUGUAGUGCAGGCGGGCCUUAAACUCUUGUAGCCCAGACACCAAACUCAUGGUGGUCCUCCUGCCUCAGCCUCCCGAGUGCUAGUAUUACAUGCAUUUGUCACUGCUGUGACCUGCAAGGCUCCUGAACUUUCCAGGGUGAGGACUAUGACUGGCGGCGAGCAGAUGAAGAAAUAAAGACAGGACAUACAAAGCUGGGAUCCAGUGGAGCCCUCUUUCCCGAAGGAAGGAAGGGAACUGCUCAACCACUGUAGAGUGUUUAUUUACACCCCGUUGCCUGGAACGUCUCAGGGCUUGGGGCACUAGCUGUUCCCUGGACUGGAGCAACGUGUGCCCACCUGUUGUCCCAGGUGCUCUUUGUUCUCAAUCAGCCUUGUUUUAUCCCUGCGUCUGUGAACAUUCUAGCUUCAAAAGCUCCCGGUGUGCCACCACUCCUGACUCUUGAGAUUUUACCAAAUGAAGAUCUCAAUAAUGUGCUGGGGGUGACUAACCUGGAUUCAUUUUGCUUUUGAAACUAAUGCAGAGCCAAACUUAUGAGCUUUGAUACCAGUUUUCAGUACCUCAAGGGCUUCUUUCCUUGUCCAAGUCCACCAAUCCUUUUAAAACCCGUCCUAGUUCCUAGCUCGUCUGAGCCUGCUGUGCCAUGACAGCUUAUCGUAGAGGUUGCUGUUCAUUUGUUCAGCCUUUCUUGGACUGGCUGGCUGCUAAACUUCUGUCUCUAGCUGCUUGAAUCCCGCGUGAGUCUCUGCAGCCCACCUACCCAAGGCUCCGUGGAGCAGGCUGAAGUCCUUGGGGAUUUUUCUUCUACAUUCACAGUAAGGAUAACUUUUAUUUUGAGUAACAAGACAUGUCUAACUUCAAAUUCUUUUCUGCUACACAUUUUUCCUGUGGCUUAGGUUUUCUGAGACUUGCUCAUUCAAAUAUUCAUGUGACCUAUAGAAGUGUAUUGGUGAAUGGUAUCCUAUAGACUGUGAAUAUCUAUAGUUGCCACCAUGGUGCACAACAGGCUCUCAGUAAAUGAAAGCUGUGUCAGUUACCGUCACUUGGAAGGAGAACUUUCAGAAUUGAUUUUAAGCUGAACACAGCCCUUUGGGUAAAAAUAUAGUCAUUGGAAUCCUCUACUGUGGGGUGAUGGGAAGAUGAGAAAGAAUCGCUGGAAAAAGGCUCUUUAGUUAGCACUGUAAAAGUGAUCUUAAAGGUUGUAACAUUCACGAUGUGAUCAUACUGGCAAUGAGCAUACUCAAAUAGAAUUUGAUAACUUGAUUUCCUAUCAUGUUUUGAAGUCUUGUAUUAUUUACAAUUUUUUGUUUUGAUUAGUUUUAUUGUUUUGCUUUAUUCUCUUUAAAAUAAAAAUAAAGCCAGGAAUCUUAGCUCAAUGGCAAAAAUGCCUGCCUGGCAAGCACAAGGUCGUGAGUUUGAUCUCUGGUACCACAAAAAAAAAAAAUAAUAAUAAUAAUAAAGAAAGAAUUUGGUAACUAAUAUAUUACUAAUUGAGUUCACGUUUACUGAGUACCUACUAUAUUCAGUGCCUCUGGCUCUCUUUGUGUGUAACAACCAGCUGAAGUUCUGCUGAAUUUAAAACUUUUCCAGGCCAUCCAACUAGAAGAGGCUAGAGCUGGAACUAGAACUCAUUACUUCAUUGAUGCAGGCAGUUUCCCAUGUCUUCACGUAACUCAUUUCUUGCCACACAUAUCACCGAAAGCUUACAGAUGGGAUCCCCUGACUCCUGUUACUAUUUCCCUACCCUGCCAUAUUUUUCUUUAAGCUCAUCAGUACCUGACAUUAUGUUGGAGUGUUUGUUUUGUUUUUCUGUUUCCCAAACUAGAAUGUAAUCUUAAAGCCAGGACUUUGCUCUUUGUGGUCACAGAAUUCUGGAGGGGUACUUGGUGCCAUGACCCCUGGGUGCUUGAAUCACUUCUUCCCCUCUCCAAGGGCUGUCCUUGGCUUUCACAGUAUGGUCUGGGAGCUCAAUACAGCUCCCAGCACCUGCCUGUCUCCAGCUUGAGCAUCAGAUGUUCCCAGCCAUGAGCCUCCACUCCAGCCACCUGAGAACACUCAUUUCCCCAACAGAAACCAGUGCCUUUGCAUGUGAGCUGGCUCUGCCCGUGCUGCCUGCCCUUCUGUCUUUAGCUGGAGGAAUCCUCACUGUCCAGCACCUCCUCAGAUGGCAGGACUGUGUGUAUUCACGCACAGUAUCGGAUGGAGUGCUUACCAUGGAAGAGACAGUACUCCUGCUUCAAGCGUGUGUCUCCCUGUCUGUUGAACAGGGAUCAACUCUAUCCCUCAGGGCUUCUGCGCCAGCGUGUUUAUUACUCAUUGUAAACCUGGCCCUUGUGGAUCCCUACUAUCCCUUAAAGACUUCUAAAGUAAAUUCUGUAGGUGGA
This is a messenger RNA of Cavia porcellus (domestic guinea pig), 9760 nucleotides long. It is a transcript of the gene Gen1, whose product is annotated as GEN1 Holliday junction 5' flap endonuclease. The record is from RefSeq and is a predicted model, not a curated record. Lineage: Eukaryota; Metazoa; Chordata; Mammalia; Rodentia; Caviidae. The transcript is spliced from 12 exons. Gene Ontology annotation, molecular function: 5'-flap endonuclease activity; four-way junction DNA binding. Bases 1838 to 4201 code for a protein of 787 amino acids.